CAGCCCUAGUGACCCUCCUUCCUUUGUGUCUGGGUUGGAGUCACCACCUCGGCGCCCCGGGACUGCGACGGUCGCCUGGGGGGUGAAGCCCCCUUCUCUGCGGGUCGGAGGUUCGCGGGGGGCCUUCAGCUACCCGCCUUGCUGCGGACGCUCAGCUCAUGGUUGACAGCUCAGAGAAAGAAAAACCUGAGGGAAGAUGGAUGCAAAAGCUCGAAAUUGUUUGCUUCAACAUAGAGAAGCCUUGGAAAGGGACAUCAAAACAUCCUACAUCAUGGAUCACAUGAUUAGUAAUGGAGUUUUAACAGUGUCAGAGGAGGAAAAAGUGAAAAAUGAGCCCACCCAACGGCAACGAGCAGCUAUGCUAAUUAAAAUGAUACUUAAAAAAGAUAAUUAUUCUUAUAUAUCAUUCUACAAUGCUCUACUCCAUGAAGGUUACAAAGAUCUUGCUGCCCUUCUGCACGGUGGCAUUCCUGUCGUCUCUUCUUCUGAUGGCAAAGAUUCAGUUAGUGGAAUAACUUCAUAUGUAAGGACAGUCCUGUGUGAAGGUGGAGUACCACAGAGGCCCGUUGUUUUUGUUACUAGGAAGAAGCUAGUGAAUGCAGUUCAGCAGAAGCUCUCUAAGCUGAAUGGUGAACCGGGAUGGGUCACCAUAUAUGGAAUGGCAGGUUGUGGGAAAUCUGUAUUAGCUGCAGAAGCUGUUCGAGAUCAUUCUUUCCUAGAAGAUUGUUUCCCAGGGGGUGUGCAUUGGGUGUCAGUUGGGAAACAGGACAAAUCCGGGCUUCUGAUGAAGCUGCAGAACCUUUGCGCACGGUUGGAUCAGGAUGAGAGCUUCUCCCAGAGGCUUCCACUUAAUAUUGAAGAGGCUAAAGACCGUCUCCGCAUUCUGAUGCUGCGCAAACAUCCAAGGUCUUUAUUGAUCUUGGAUGAUAUUUGGGAUCCUUGGGUGUUAAAAGCUUUUGACAAUCAGUGUCAAAUUCUUCUCACAACCAGAGAUAAGAGUGUUACAGAUUCAGUAAUGGGUCCUAAAUAUGUAGUGCCUGUGGAGAGUGGUUUAGGAAAAGAAAAAGGACUUGAAAUCUUAUCCCUUUUUGUUAAUAUGAAGAAAACAGAUUUGCCAGAACAAGCUCACAGUAUUAUACAAGAAUGUAAAGGUUCCCCUCUUGUAGUGUCUUUAAUUGGUGCACUUUUACGAGAUUUUCCCAACCGCUGGGAGUACUACCUCAGGCAACUUCAGAAUAAGCAAUUUAAGAGGAUAAGAAAAUCUUCAUCUUAUGAUUAUGAGGCUCUAGAUGAAGCCAUGUCUAUAAGUGUUGAAAUGCUCAGAGAAGACAUCAAAGAUUAUUACACAGAUCUUUCCAUCUUUCAGAAAGAUGUUAAGGUGCCUACAAAGGUAAUAGAUGGAUCAACAAUCUUUGUCAUCCCCUUAUUUGUGGCAUGUAAGCUUUGGCUUAGUACAGAGGAUAUUAGCAAGAUAAAACCUGCAUGCCUGAGGAGGUAGGGUAGAGGAUGUAGAAAUCCCACUACUUAAAAGUCUUAUAGAAUUUUAGUAUAGAAAAUAGUAUAGUUUCUAUGUGUAUACCUUUACCUAGCUUCCCUCAAUGUUAACGUCUUACAUAACUGUAAUAGAGAUCUACACAAGAAGAUGGUCACUCAGUUCCAGAGCCAUCACCGGCUGCAUUCUCUUUCACCAGAUCAGGAGGACUGCAUGUAUUGGUACAAUUUUUUGGCCUAUCAUAUGGCCAGUGCUAAUAUGCACAAAGAACUGUGUGCUUUAAUGUUUUCCCUGGAUUGGAUUAAAGCAAAAACGGAACUUGUAGGCCCUGCUCAUCUGAUUCAUGAAUUUGUGGAGUACAGGCAUAUAUUGGAUGAAAAGGAUGGUACAGACUGUGAGAAUUUCCAGGAGUUUUUAUCUUUAAAUGGACAUCUUCUUGGACGACAGCCAUUUCCUAAUAUUGUGCAACUGGGCCUCUGUGAACUGGAAACUUCAGAGGUUUAUCGGCAAGCUAAGCUGCAGGCCAAGCAGGAGGUCGAUAACGGAAUGCUUUACCUGGAGUGGGUAAACAAAAAAAACAUGAAGAGCCUCUCCCGCUUGGUUGUCCGCCCCCACACAGAUGCUGUUUACCAUGCUUGCUUUUCUGAAGAUGGUCAAAGAAUAGCUUCUUGUGGAGCUGAUAAGACUUUACAGGUAUUCAAAGCUGAAACAGGAGAGAAACUUCUAGAAAUCAAGGCUCAUGAUGAUGAAGUGCUUUGCUGUGCAUUCUCUGCAGAUGACAGAUUUAUAGCAACCUGCUCAGUGGAUAAGAAAGUAAAGAUUUGGAAUUCAAUGACUGGGGAACUAGUGCGUAUCUAUGAUGAGCACUCAGAGCAAGUCAAUUGCUGCCACUUCACCAACAACAGUAAUCACCUUCUCUUAGCCACUGGUUCAAAUGACCACUUCCUUAAACUCUGGGAUCUGAAUCAAGAAGAAUGUCGAAAUACCAUGUUUGGCCAUACGAAUUCAGUCAGUCACUGCAGAUUUUCACCAGAUGAUCAGGUUUUGGCUAGUUGUUCAGCUGAUGGAACAUUAAAGCUUUGGGAUGUGAAAUCUGCAAACGAGAGGAAAAGCAUUAAUGUGAAGCAGUUCUUCCUGAAUUCAGAGGAGCCUCAGGAGGAUCUGGAAGUGAUAGUGAAAUGCUGCUCGUGGUCUGCUGAUGGUGCUAGGAUAAUGGUGGCCGCAAAAAAUAAAGUCUUUCUCUUUGACAUUCACACCAGUGGCCUGUUGGCAGAAAUCCACACGGGCCAUCAUAGCACUGUCCAGUACUGUGACUUCUCCCCCCACAACCAUUUGGCAGUGGUGGCUUUGUCCCAGUACUGUGUGGAGUUGUGGAGUAUGGACUCACGCUUAAAAGUAGCUGAUUGCAGAGGACAUUUAAGUUGGGUCCAUUGUGUGAUGUUUUCUACUGAUGGAUCAUCAUUUUUGACAUCUUCUGAUGACCAGACAAUCAGGCUCUGGGAGACAAAGAAAGUAUGUAAGAACUCUGCUACAGUGUUAAAGCAAGAAAUGGAUGUUGUGUUUCAAGAAAAUGAAGUGACGGUUCUUGCAGUUGACAAUAUAAGACGUCUGCAACUCAUUAAUGGAAACACAGGUCAGAUUGAUUACCUGACUGAAGCUCAAGUGAGUUGCUGUUGUUUAAGUCCAAAUCUUCAGUACCUUGCAUUCGGAGGUGAAGAUGGAGCCAUUCAGAUUUUAGAACUCCUGAACAACAGAAUCUUCCAAUCCAGGAAUGGGCACAAGAGCACUGUUCGGCACAUCCAGUUCACAGCUGAUGGAAAGACUCUUAUCUCAAGCUCUGAUGAUUCUGCAGUUCAGAUAUGGAAUUGGCAAUCAGAGGACCCUUUCUUUCUCCAAGCCCACCAGGAAACAGUGAAAGACUUUAGACUCUUGAAAAAUUCGAGACUGCUUUCCUGGUCAUUUGAUGGAACAGUAAAGGUAUGGAAUAUUAUUACCAGAAGACUAGAAAAAGACUUCGUGUGUCACCAGGACACAGUUCUUUCUUGUGAUAUUUCCUCUGAUGCUACUAAGUUUUCUUCUACCUCUGCUGACAAGACUGCAAAGAUUUGGAGUUUUGAACUCCUUUCUCCUCUUCAUGAAUUGAGAGGCCACAAAGGCUGUGUGCGCUGCUCUUCCUUCUCUGUGGACAGUACCCUGUUGGCGACUGGAGACGACAAUGGAGAAAUCAGGAUAUGGAAUGUCUCAAACGGUGAGCUUCUUCAUUUGUGUGCUCCUGUUUCAGUAGAAGAAGGAGCUACUACUCAUGGAGGCUGGGUGACCGACCUUUGCUUUUCUCCAGACACCAAAAUGCUUGUUUCUGCUGGAGGAUAUCUCAAGUGGUGGAAUGUUGUCACUGGGGAAUCCUUGCAGACCUUCUACACAAACGGAACCAAUCUUAAGAAAAUACAUGUGUCCCCUGACUUCAAAACAUAUGUGACUGUUGAUAAUCUUGGUAUUUUAUAUAUUUUAAAGAUUUUAGAAUAAAAUAGUUAAGUGGUGAUGUAAGUUGACCUCUUUUAAUUUUGAAUUGGAAAAAAAAUCCUAAUGAAACUCUGUACUUUAACUUUUAUAAAGCUGUGAAUUGUUUUGUAGUAUUGCAUUAAUUACAAAAGUGUUUGUGGUUGGAUGAAUAAUAUUAAUGUAACUUUCCCCAAAUGAACACACCUUUCAUCUUGUUUUUCAUAAUCACCGUUAUUUUUUAAUAGUUUGUCCUUAAGAUGCAAAUGAAAAUGUGAAUGUGUACCUAGUUAUACCAUUGGUAAAAUUCUCCCUUGCUGCAUUAAAAUUGGUUGACAUAAUUAAUGAGAAUAAUUGGAAGGAAAUAUAUAUAUUUUAAUACUAUCAUUGGUGCAGGCCGUGCCUCAGGGUGGUGGUAGCCUGCUUUCUGAACCACACCCCAAGGAGGUAUAUAAUUCUCUCAAAUAUAAUCUCAGAGCCUAUUUGCACCCCUUAAAAUUUACUUUCAAAAUAUUGUGUCUAUGUGCACAGUUUGCAAAAUUUUCUUUAAUUCACUUGAUAAGUGAGUCUUAGAUUUCAAAAGUUCUCUCUGUGAAGCAAAUGUUAUGUGUGUUGGAGAGAGUAGAUUUUGUCGGUCUACCUUUUUUCCUUAGCUUGUGGCAGCCCCAGGCUGGACCUGGAGUCUGUCAGUCUCUGGAUUGGGCACUCCUGCUCUCUCUGGUUUUUUACGUACCAGACUUCCUACUUGACUGAACUUAACCUUUCUUAAUCCUCACUUUCUCUCUUUUCUUAAAAGUAAUUGCUUCACAUUUAAAUGUUAGUAAAUUGGAAUAAUUGAUGAGGAGCUAAUUUUAAUCAUAAGUUUUAACAACAGACUUUUUCUAAGAUAUAGAAAAUAGUAAAAAAAAAAAAAAAAUUUUUUUUUUCUUCCAAAUUCCAUUUACUUUUAGAUGAACGGCAUUGCCAGUGCUGUUUUCUUAGUGAAUUUCAAGAGAAUCUCUGGUUUUCUACACCAUACUGGAAGAGUCACUGUGACUGGAAGAUGUCACCUUUAACCUCCCAGCCAGUCUGUUUUCCUUCCCUUCUCUUCCUCCUCCUUUCUCUCCCUCCAAAGUUAAUUAAAAAAAGAAAUUAGAAAAGAUAGUUUUUGACAGGGAAAAGCAUAUCAAUAUCAGUAACUAGCUUUUUUGACCUCCUGAUUAGGAAUUUUAUUUGCAACUUAAAUCCAAACAUUUUCCCUGACAUAUAUUGUUAAGUGUUAGUAAUAGAUGUGGUUCUUACAUAAAAAGACAACCAAAAUUCAAAACUUUUUGUUGUUGCAAGAAGAACUAAAUCAAGUGAACAUUAGCUUUAAUAGUAGGCAAGCAUUGAGCCAGUUUCUGUUGUUGGUGCAUAUUAGUAGAUGUGGGGUGGGUAGGGGGAAUAGACCACUCCAGAUGUAUUUUAGAUUAGAUAUUCCUAUUUAGCAUUUGAGGGAACCAUAAGUAGAGUGAAUAAAAUACUUUGAUUAGAA
Molecule: messenger RNA, 5501 nt
Organism: Odocoileus virginianus texanus
Lineage: Eukaryota; Metazoa; Chordata; Mammalia; Artiodactyla; Cervidae
Source: RefSeq, a predicted model, not a curated record